Pezoporus flaviventris is the source of this 4267-nucleotide messenger RNA. RefSeq names its product MYB proto-oncogene, transcription factor (gene MYB). Gene Ontology annotation, biological process: regulation of DNA-templated transcription. Lineage: Eukaryota; Metazoa; Chordata; Aves; Psittaciformes; Psittacidae. Gene Ontology annotation, cellular component: nucleus. Bases 856 to 2940 code for a protein of 694 amino acids. Gene Ontology annotation, molecular function: DNA-binding transcription factor activity, RNA polymerase II-specific; RNA polymerase II cis-regulatory region sequence-specific DNA binding. The record is from RefSeq and is a predicted model, not a curated record. The transcript has 15 exons.
CUCUCUUUUAGUUUUAAUGAACUGGGUAGAGCAAGCGUGGUUUGUGAAAGGAGUAGUAAGAGACCUUUCUAUCCAUAGACAGCCUCUGGGGAAAUCCCUUAGUCAUGAAUUAGGUGAGAAGCAGUGUUUCAAAAACAGUAGGAGGGACUUAGGAAUGGAAUAGAGGCAAUAAAGUCUGAAGUUAGAGAAAUGGAAAGUAUAAAAGGGUUCAGUCAUUCAUUUUUUGGUUGCAGGAUAUUAAAUAUACUUGUCCUCAGCCCUUGUCUGUACAGACCCAUAAAUGGCAGGCACAUUUUAUGUCAGAGCUUACUGCACUUAAUGGCUUUACUUAAUUAUAGAAACUUCUGUCUUUGCAUACAGGGUCCAUAGCCACAUUCUCAAACAAGGUUUUUGUUGGUUAACUUUUUGUAUUUAAAAACAGUGUGUUUUAUUCAGGAAUGAUACAACUCCCCGCUCUAUUAAACAUACAAAAACACUAAUGGUUUUCAGAAUGCAUGGCACGAGUUAAAGGUUUUGAACAUGCGCUUGUGUAAUGGACACAGCCUCUAGUUCUCUUUAUUGACCAAACAUUGUAUUUUAAUUUGAAACCUUCAUUGGCUGAAAGUUUGCCAAAUGUGUAACUCACCACUGAUCUAACAUUAAGAGCAGGUCUAAACAUGCACAGUAAUACGAAGGUUGCCAGCCCUUUGCUCGUAUCUGUGGAUACCAAAAACAGCAGAACCAGUUCAGAAUACUAGAACAACAGAAUGCAGAACAAAAUCUUGUUGUGCAAGUUUUAAAACUUUUAUCUGUGUAACCUUUGUAAGGAUUGUAGUGGGGUUUUUUGUGCUUUGUAGUUAAGUAGCUCUAGUCCUCAUGUUCCACUGUGUUUCCUUCUGCAGUAUAUAUAGUAGCGAUGAUGAUGAUGAAGAUGUUGAGAUGUAUGAUCACGAUUAUGAUGGUCUGCUUCCUAAGACUGGAAAACGUCACUUAGGAAAAACCAGGUGGACCCGCGAAGAGGAUGAGAAAUUGAAGAAACUGGUGGAGCAGAAUGGCACAGAAGACUGGAAAGUCAUUGCCAAUUUCCUUCCUAAUCGGACAGAUGUGCAGUGCCAGCACCGAUGGCAGAAGGUGCUAAACCCAGAACUUAUUAAAGGCCCAUGGACUAAAGAGGAGGAUCAAAGGGUAAUUGAACUCGUGCAGAAAUACGGUCCAAAGCGCUGGUCUGUCAUUGCUAAGCAUUUGAAAGGAAGGAUUGGAAAACAGUGCAGGGAGAGGUGGCACAACCAUUUGAAUCCAGAAGUGAAGAAAACCUCCUGGACAGAAGAGGAAGAUAGAAUUAUUUACCAGGCACACAAGAGGCUGGGAAACAGAUGGGCAGAAAUCGCAAAGUUGCUGCCUGGACGAACUGAUAAUGCUAUCAAGAACCACUGGAAUUCCACCAUGCGCCGCAAGGUUGAGCAGGAGGGCUACCUGCAGGAGUCCUCCAAAGCCUGUCACUCCUCAGCAGCCACUGGCUUUCAGAAGAACAACCACUUGAUGGCCUUUGCUCACAACCCACCUUCUACACAGCUGCCAGUUGCUGGCCAGCCAGCGCUGAGCAAUGACUACCCCUACUACCACAUUUCUGAGCCACAAAAUGUCCCUGGUCAGAUCCCAUAUCCAGUAGCACUGCACGUAAAUAUUGUCAAUGUUCCUCAGCCAGCUGCUGCAGCUAUUCAGAGACACUAUAAUGAUGAAGACCCUGAGAAAGAAAAACGAAUAAAGGAAUUAGAGUUGCUACUAAUGUCGACUGAGAAUGAACUGAAAGGGCAGCAGGCAUUACCAACACAGAACCACACAUCAAACUACCCCGGCUGGCACAGCACCACAGUUGCUGACAGUACCAGGAGCAGUGGUGACAAUGCACCUGUUUCCUGUUUGGGGGAACAUCACCACUGUACUCCAUCUCCACCAGUGGAUCAUGGUUGCCUACCUGAGGAAAGUGCAUCCCCUGCACGGUGCAUGAUUGUUCACCAGAGCAACAUCCUGGAUAAUGUUAAGAAUCUCUUAGAAUUUGCAGAAACACUCCAGUUAAUAGACUCCGGCAGUGCGGCUCCAUGGGUCCUUCUUCGCAAAAGGAGAGGGCACUCCGGCCCCUUAGCCAGUGGGCACAGUAGCACCUUGGUCCUAGCUGACGUCAGCAGCUCAACUCCUCCUAAGCGCUCCCCUGUCAAAAGCCUGCCCUUCUCUCCCUCGCAGUUCUUAAACACCUCAUCCAACCACGAAAAUGUGAACCUGGACAACCCUGCGCUAACAUCCACGCCAGUGUGUGGCCAUAAGAUGGCUGUCACCACGCCGUUCCAGAGGGACCAGACUUUCAAAGCUCAGAAGGAAAAUCAUGUUUUCAGAACUCCAGCAAUCAAGAGGUCGAUAUUAGAGAGCUCUCCAAGAACACCCACUCCAUUCAAAAAUGCACUUGCAGCUCAAGAAAUCAAAUAUGGUCCUUUGAAGAUGCUGCCUCAAACUCCGACUCAUCUUGUAGAAGAUCUGCAGGACGUUAUCAAGCAGGAGUCAGAGGAAUCUGCAAUAGUGGCUGGGCUACAUGAAAGCGGACCCCCUUUGCUGAAGAAAAUCAAACAAGAGGUGGAGUCUCCAACCGAUAAAGCUGGAAAUUUUUUCUGCUCAAGUCACUGGGAAGGAGAAAACCUGAACACUCAGCUCUUCACACAUGCAUCCACUACAGAAGAUGUGCCAAAUCUUCUUACCAGCUCCAUUUUAAAGAUGCCUGUGGCUGAAGAGGAUGGUAGUUUUCACAAAACAGUUGCAGUACCUAGGAACAGACCACUAACUAGUCCUCUGCAGCAUCUGAACAAUGCCUGGGAGUCAGCGUCCUGUGGGAAGAUCGAGGAUCAGAUGGCCCUGACGGAUCAGGCACGCAAGUACAUGACCGCCUUCCCCACCCGGACUCUGGUGAUGUGAAAGGGUCGAUGGACAGAGAAGCAUUAUGGUUUUGAGAACACUUUGCCUCCAAUGGGAAAUUCCUGUUCCUCUGCAUGAAAACUUUUCAUGAAUGGGAGAAGAACCUAUCUUUGUUGUGGUACAACAGUUGGGAGCAGCACAAAGUGCAUUUAGUCACUCAGCAUGUAUAUUCUUGUUGGAUUUCACCCAACUUAAGAGGAUUGUUUUGUUGUGUUUUUUUUUUUUAAUGAUACUUGCCUAAAUUAUUAGGUAUUGAGUUUGAAUCAGUAAUUAAUGAUCUUAAGUGCAGACUUAUAAUAAUGAUAGUUUUUCUUGUACUUCUGGAGAUCAAGCAGACCUAAUACACCAGUAUUGUUAUUUCAGUGAUGUGCUAGCCAGGGGUGGGGGUUUGUUUGUUUCUUUUUAAAUUUUUUAUAAUAAAAGAGCAGGUACUCAAACAGAUGUAUUUUAAAUCACUGAACAAAAUGCAUUGGUAUAAAAGUACUGAAGUGAAAAGCAUUACUACAAACGCUAGUCUGUGCAAAGGGGGAAAACUGAUCAAGAUCAUGAAUGCUCAAACAUCCAUGCCUCUUGAAAUUCUCUUUUCUGUUGUGGUUCUAGACCAUUAUUCAUUGUGUGUUUCUGUCUGGGAGGGUAAUUAGCUUGCUUGAAAAAAUAUUACUGUAUGAAACAUAGAUUUAUGAGAAAAAUUAUAUUUUUAUUCAGUAAUUUAAUUUUGUAAAUGCCAAAUGAAUACUGUGUUUUGCUGCUACAGACCUUAGCGUGUAGACAUGCUGCUAGUGUAAAAGGAGUAGAGCUUUGUAUGGAAAGAAAACAAAUGUUGAUGUUAGCUGAUUGACUAUGCACUAGCAUUUCAGAUCUUUUUAUUUUAAAUUUUUUUACAUCAUUUAUAUUUUUUCCCCUUUUGUUUUUUUAUAAGCAAUAUUUUUGAACACUGUUCCUGGGAGAUUUCUUUUUUGUCUAGAUGUGCUGUUUUGAUUCUCAUUGGUUUGUAACAGCAUGCAUUGCACCUUCAUACAUUUGGGAGAUUGCUGUCGUGUUCAUGUUGUCUGUUUUGUUCCAUGUCUAGCUAAUUGUUCCCUAGCUUGGGUCUUGUAUACUGAAUCAGGUUCGUAGAAAUAUGUGGUUCUAUGUACUGCCACACCAAAUCUUUACUAAUAUGGCAAAACACUGAUUUUAUUUUAUUUUUUUAUUGUUUGGGUUUUUUUAUAACAGCCUCUGACUUUGCUGCCUUAAAAGCAUUCGGUGCGGCUUCACCUGCACUUAAUUUUUUAUACGAAAAUGUACUGCCUUGUAGAUAAAUAAAGUGUGUUCUUUUUUACUUAAA